This is a messenger RNA of Monodelphis domestica (gray short-tailed opossum), 1771 nucleotides long. RefSeq names its product oncostatin-M. NCBI's taxonomy places the organism in Eukaryota, Metazoa, Chordata, Mammalia, Didelphimorphia, Didelphidae. The record is from RefSeq and is a predicted model, not a curated record. Gene Ontology annotation, cellular component: extracellular region. Gene Ontology annotation, biological process: immune response; oncostatin-M-mediated signaling pathway. Gene Ontology annotation, molecular function: cytokine activity; oncostatin-M receptor binding.
CUCCGUGGGUGUGGGUGCCAUGACACCCUUGGGGGGAAGACGGCUUAACCUCAAAGAUGGUUGAAUUCGAAGAAUUAAAGGAGGAGCCCGCGGUCAGGGAAGAGAAGCGACCGCCCAUUGACUCCGCCCGGACACACUAGUUUUCGGGGUCAUGUUCCCAGAAGACCUGUCCCCACCCCCAUCCUGGGAGGUGCUGGCCGGUCGGCAGAGGAUAAAGUGGCCCUCGGCCCUAGAGGCCCUUCAGUGUGGAGGUGUCUCUGACGAGGGAGGCCUGCUCUAGCUGUCAGCACCGAGUAUGUGGGCAUGGCUCAGACUGAACUCUCUCUUCGGCUUGACCUGUGGUCUCUUGUGGCUAUGCCCUGUGCUUGGAGGCCCUUGUCCUGACUCCCAGAAGCUCCUGAAACAACUGAAGGACAUGGCAAAGAGAGAUUUCUUCGAGGCAUUUGCAAGAAAUCAAGGCCUACACUUAGCACCUUUCCCUGAGAUCUGUAAACGGACCCCAGACUUCUUCCCCACGGAGAAGACCCUUCGGGAGUUACCUGCGGUCGCCUUCCUCCAGAAUGUCAAUGACACCCUGUACCUCCUCGAAGAGAGACUCGAGAAAAACGUCUUCAAGGACCUGGUCUCCUUCAUCAGUGGCAUCAACAACAACGUCUGCUGCCUGCUCCAGACCUUAUCUGCUGCUCCCUUGGCCUGCUCAACUCCCGAGAGCAAAGGGACCGUGUCCACCCCAGACAAGGGGUCUCUCCGUUGGAAGACAGAGAGGUGCCAGAUGAUAUGGGGGUACCAGCGUUUCAUGCAGGCUGUGGAACGGGUGCUGGAAACCUGGCCUCCCAGCCCCAGGCGGAGCAAUCGGAAUAGCCGUUCUCUUCUCAGGGCCCUGCUUGAGCAGAGGAAGCCAGGGAGGGCUGGCUGAUGUGAGCCUACAUUGGUCUCCAGGAAGUGGUACCAGACUGCUGGAGGAGGAGAUGGUGGUCCCAGUGGGCCACCUGCUUCUCCACUCACGGAUCUGCUGGUUCCCACUUGGGGCUUGGAGAUGGUGCACUUUAAUGGGAAGAGGGCAGCUUUUGGCUAUCUCUCCAAACAGGGACUGAUGCAGAACUCUCAUUGGGCUGAACUCCCUUCUGCCCUCCCGGCCCCCCUCCUCCAGCAACCUUCUCUAUUCCCCAAGGGCUGCCCACUUGGGUCACGGGGCGGCCACAGCUCAGUGCCCCGUGACUCUUUCUGAAUCAGAGCCAGCUUUCCAUUGAUUCAGGGGUCUGAUGAUAAGCCUUGACUCAGGGCCCAGUGCCUGACUUGUCCUUCCCCCUUUAGCCUCCCUCCUGGGGGCUUUAGUUCAGUCCUUCUGCUCUGACUCUGGCCUCCCCCCUCCUCCCCAGCCCCCAAGAAGUCCUCCUUUUUCCAGGGCUGGAGUGUAUGGUUUGGGCAUGGGAGGAGACCAGUAGGGGCCUCAAGCUAAAGGGCUGGCCCUCCCUGCUCUCCUCUUCUUAGCCUCCCACAGAUACUGGGUCACCCACUGUGGACAUACGGCCACUGGGGCCCACUUACGAUGUCUCCCCGGGCUCAAAAGAAAUAUUGUCCCUGACACAAAGCAUCCCAAGAUGCUUUGGGGAUGAGCUGCUGCUGCCCCCCCACCCCAAGAGCUCCCCAUCUCCGCCCAUCCCCGAGGACACAGAGAAUAUAAUUUAUUGAGUUUCUAUUUAUAUUUAUUUAUUAGCUAUGUAUUUAACAGUAUGACAUUGGUAUAUGGAUAUAUUUAAAAUUCAGCUAU